AUGGUGUUCAGUGAAGUGCCUAGUGGAGCUUCCUGGGAAACUCCCGGGAAUCCUUUUCAAGAUCAACCGGUCGGUGCCGAAUCUCAUUCGCUUAUAUUUUUUAUUAAAUUAUUGGAGUUGAACAAUUGUAAUGAGAACGAACAGUACACCGUUUCCCUACAUUGUGCUGGUGGUGGUGAUAGUGUUACCGGGACAAUGGACGUUUUGAAGGAGGAGAAACCGGGAGAUGUUGUAAGCUUACAAGCGGAUAGGGAACAGUUUAUUCGCUUUCUGAAGGAAAAUUCCAUAAAUGUGUGCAUUAAGUCGAACGACUCCACCGUUUACAAGGGCGUGCUUCACCUAAAGGACACGAAUGUAAUGGAUUUCGAUUGCACUGCCGGAAGUGGAUCACCGGUGGAAGAGCAAUUGCUCUUACACGACGAUGACAACGAAGUGGUGGGAACGCUAACGAUGGUGCUGCAAGUCGUUCAUAAAGUUGCGUUAGCAGAUCCCACGACUACUCCCGACAUUAUUUAUCGCAUAAACGACAACAAGCUUAAAUCGGCAGACAAGCAGGAAGCGGAACUGCGCCGGCUGCUCGUCUGCCCUGAAUGCAGCAUGCCAAGGUCUUCAGACGGGUCAGGUUGCGGGUAUGAGAUUAUUGAUGGAAUUUUGCAUCGAAGGGGAAUAUCCAGCACGGAGAAGAUAAUCGAACAGAUUAAGGAGAAGAUUAAUCGUGUUCAGCUUGAUGAAGUCAUCGGUCAACGGGAUGCAACGCCUAGUGAUGGCAUUGAGCCGAACUGCAAAUUUUGUGCUGAAUGCGGUGGAAUGACCGUUACUGGAGAAACAUGCAAACCAGCUGCUGGUUUCCGAUCCAGUCAAACACGAUCAUUGCACCAGAUUCCGGAAAAUCGCCAAAGCGGAUAUGUCGGUGAUAAUGCUCCUACUAUUCCAGCACCUACCAAACGAACUUCAAAGAUCCGCUGUUGUGAGCGUUGCAAGGCCUGUCUGGAUUGGCUACCAUCCCAGUGCUGCUGUCCAAAGUGUGGCUACAAACCCCACAAGGAGGAAUCUUUGGCAAAAUCUAUUCUGCCAACCUACUUCAACGACCCGUCCGACAUGGCACCGUCACCCAAUGAAAAGACGCCAUCUUUCUACGGUUCGAACACUAUGGUAGCUUCUUCCCAAUCGUGUCGAUUGUGCCACAUUUGCCAAACUCGUUGUAUCGAUUGUGCAAACCAGAUUAGCCAGAAGGAUGAUACCAAAACAACCAGCUCUUUCAGCUGUUUACCUCGUCAGAUUAAAUCUGCAACCGCUCCAACAACGGCCACAAAGGCAAGACCUGUUACCCGUCGGCCGUGGCGUACCGGUCGUCCAUCCCACGGUCCCAAACCAGACUCCGUUAAACUUGGUUCGAUCAAAGGGAAACGUACGAAAGAGAUGCAAGAGGCAUAUGGCAACAAAGAUUCUACCAAUCUGCCGACUGCCGAAGGCAGAGCUCUGGUCAGUGCGGGACAGAUUCGCAAAAACUACAACGGAACUAUAAGGAAAAUUAAGCGUCAAAAUCGCAAACUCUACUCGUACCGGUUCGGAAAGCGUCAUCCAGGUAUUGUGGUUGGGCAUCGUACAUGCAUGAAACAGGAUCCGCUCGUACCGCCCCAUAUGGGUUGGCAGUGGGAUAUUUGUCCGCCGGGGAUUGACAAACGACGUCCAGGAUGGCGACCCGGCGCAGUACGCCGACCCAUAAGGGAGUUGAUGCAACACUUCCUAAAAUGCUACCCAUUGGACAAUGUGCCCGUUUCGAAGGAAAAAUCGGUCGGCUUCCAUACAGACGAUCCAUCGCAAGGUGAUCACAAGCAGAAACCAACGCUGCUCAUCACAAAGAAGCAUGGUGUCUACUCGAUUACGAUGAAUCCGCUGAAGGACUCGGAGACGCUCAAAACCACCGACAAUCCCUAUCUUGCCGGCAAACCGAUUAAGUUCAAGCUCGCCAAAGAUCCGCAGCUCACGAAGCUCUAUCAGUUGCGCGAUGCACUCAAGCGCAAAGGUCUGCCACUCUGCGGCUGCAAGGAUCUAGCGAGCUGCGAUCAUUGUACCGAUCGGGAGAAACGACUUCUGACGGAGGAGAUUCGGCGCACGUCGAAGGUGUUGGGACUGUCGGCGAAAACUUCCAUCGGUGAUGUACCGAGCGAAAGUGAAAGCGUGCUUGACGUGGAGUUUACACCUCCGUCGGCCAUUAUCCGAUCAGAUAUUCCAAAGCCCGAUCUGGUGGUGGCCGAAACGCAGUACAAUGUUCAGGACUUCCAACUCAAACCCGUAGCCGAUGGGAAAGACGUAAAAUCUAAAGCUUCCAGAGUACGUGGUGGAGUAUCACAUCAUGGGAAAGGUGACGCCACCUCCAAGGCAGCUACUGGGCCGGGUUCGAAAAAUGUGACCCAAAAAGGAGGACCAGCGAAGAAGGCGAGUGCCGUUGGUCCGGAGGCCACGAACACUAAAGUUCGCAUAUCGGUCGCGAAAGCUAAAAGACCUGGAGCUGCAGUGAAGGGAAGCGAACCUGCUGGAAAGGGCAGCAAAAACACGUCCGGAGUUUUGCCGCGGUCCACCCAAGGACAGCAGGGAGGACCACGGCAUAGCGGUGCUGCUGUUCGAGAAGGUGCGGGCAACCGCUCCAACCAGCGCUCCACCAACGGUAAGAACACCGGCAACAGCAACAGCGCCCAGGUUCACGUUCAGCAGCGGAGUACCCUGUCAAAGGCGAACCCAAUCGGGAUGGAAAGCGCGUUAGUUUGCCAUCGAAAUCCGACUGGACCGCAAAGCCUGACUGUGGGUUGUUGUCCAACGGUCACCUACUGCUGCUAUCCAACACAAUGCUUACCUUAA
Messenger RNA from Anopheles marshallii, 2859 nucleotides. RefSeq lists its product as uncharacterized. The coding region runs from base 1 to 2859 and encodes 952 amino acids. The record is from RefSeq and is a predicted model, not a curated record. NCBI's taxonomy places the organism in Eukaryota, Metazoa, Arthropoda, Insecta, Diptera, Culicidae. The transcript has 4 exons.